This is a messenger RNA of Limulus polyphemus (Atlantic horseshoe crab), 1862 nucleotides long. RefSeq names its product DNA repair protein XRCC2-like (gene Xrcc2). Gene Ontology annotation, cellular component: replication fork; Rad51B-Rad51C-Rad51D-XRCC2 complex; centrosome. Lineage: Eukaryota; Metazoa; Arthropoda; Merostomata; Xiphosura; Limulidae. Gene Ontology annotation, molecular function: ATP binding; ATP-dependent DNA damage sensor activity; four-way junction DNA binding. The transcript is spliced from 2 exons. The coding region runs from base 822 to 1703 and encodes 293 amino acids. The record is from RefSeq and is a predicted model, not a curated record. Gene Ontology annotation, biological process: DNA strand invasion; double-strand break repair via homologous recombination.
CUAACAAUAUAGACUGCACAUUACUCUAAUAAUAUAGACUACAAAUUACCCUAACAAUGUAGACUUCACAUUAUCCUAACAAUAUAGACUGCACAUUACCCUAACAAUAUAGACUACACAUUACUCUAAUAAUAUAGACUGCACAUUACUCUAAUAAUGUAGACUUCACAUUACCCUAACAAUAUAGACUGCACAUUACCCUAACAAUAUAGACUGCACAUUACCCUAACAAUAUAGACUACACAUUACUCUAAUAAUAUAGACUUCACAUUACCCUAACAAUGUAGACUUCACAUUACCCUAACAAUAUAGACUGCACAUUACCCUAACAAUAUAGACUACACAUUACUCUAAUAAUGUAGACUUCACAUUACCCUAACAAUAUAGACUGCACAUUCUUAAAAAAAAGAAAAAAAAGGCACAAAGAAUAACAAGUUAGCAAACUGGUACUGGUAGUCAGAGGCAUGUGAUUGUGAAUAUCCCAAUGAAUUGAAUAAUGAAACUAAAGAUUAAAAAUCAUUAAAAAUUAAAAUACCUAAGUAUUUGUUUGACAAAGCUAAAUCGUCAUCAGUCCUAAGUUAUAAUACUAUUAGUGUUAGUAAUAGUAUUAGUACUAAUACUAAUAGUUUAUACUUUUCAUCGGCCGGAUAUGGUAUAUUUACUUAUUAGAAUGAAUUUCUUACAUGUUUAAACUUUGUUAUUUGGGAGUAAGACACUUUUAAAUAUCUCAUAUAACAUCUUAGAUUUAUUAAAUCUUGAGUGACCAAUUUCCUGGAUGAUCUGACAUUUUGAAAAGCAAGUAGUGAGGAGACUUUUGACUCAUGGAAAAUUCAAAUGUAGCUUCUGAAGUAAGUCCUAUUGUGAAGUGUGAAACAGGCUCACAGCUCUUAGCCCGAUUGAGUUUACGUCCAUCCCUUAAAAAGCUGGAGCCUGCUUUGUUUCCUGACUUGAGUGGCCAGUGUGUGGUAGAAAUCAGUGGAGGAGCAGGGGCUGGAAAGAGUGAACUAUUUUAUCAUUUGAUUGCAAAGUGUAUUUUGCCACCUUCUUGGCAAGGAACCGAGUUAGGUGGUCUGAGUGCUGGAGUAGUUUUUGUGGACACUGACCACCACUUUAACCUACUUAGACUGGUAACGGUGCUUGAAAAACGUGUGGCUUCCAAAUUAGAUUCCCCCUCGGUAGAGGAGGUGACCGUAUUCAUCAGGAAAUGUUUACAGAUGUUAACAAUCGUUCGAUGCUGGAACAGCGAACAGCUUCUGUUGACUUUGUACGGCCUAGACAGCGUGAUAGGAACCAAUGUCAGCAUUUCCUUACUGCUGCUCGACAGUGUGUCAGCCUUCUACUGGUUGGAUAGGAUGAACCUGAUGGACCAAAUGAAUGAGCUUGAUAAGUUUCAUGCCCAAUUAGUGGCUGCACUUGAGAAGCUUGUGAAUAAUUACAAAUUAGUUGUCAUGGCAACAAGACAAGUGUUGAUGAAAGAGAGGGAAACAGACGCAGUGGACGACAAGAAUAGGGAUAAACUUAGUUUUAAACGUUUUGAUUUCAUGGGUAGGAAUUGGCAGAAAUUUGUCAAAUGUAGGUUGACUUUAAAAAAGGAACAGACUGAAGAGGUGGGCCAGACAAAAAUUACUAUAUGUAAAUUUGAUUCAGUUACACAAAGUAUAGAAUGUUUGAUAACAGAAAACGGAAUGAUGUUCUUAACUUAAGAGCUAAAAAUAUAAAGUAAAUAAGUGUUUUUUUAAAUAUAUGUAUAGUUUGAACUAACAAAAACAGAUCCUUUUAUUUUAUAAAUAGUGGUCAUUUAUGAAAACCUAAUGAAUAUUUAUUGAUAGAUGUAAUUAAAAACUCAAUUCUACAGGCUGAAA